AUGGAUGGAAAGUUGAAAUGGACAAUUCAAACGUUGGAAGAUAUGCUAAGGGCAUGUGUUUUGGAUCAACUUGGAAGUUGGGACCGCUACAUGCCUUUGGUGGAGUUUGUGAACAACAACAGCUUUCAUGCGAGCAAUGGAAUGGCUCUGUAUGAGGCAUUGUAUGGAAGGAAGUGCCAAUCUUCACUGUGUUUGUAUGAAGCCGGUGAAGCAAGUGUGUUAGGGCCAGAUUCAGUAGCAGAGACCACUGAGAAUGUCAAACAGAUUAGAGCCAAAAUCUUAACUGUACACAGCCGACAAAAGAGUUAUACAGAUCAGAGAAGGAAACCAUUGAAAUUUGAAGUGGUCUUGAGGCAAGUCGGGCUGGUGGCAUAUCAAGUAGCUUUGCCGCCGCGUUUGUCUAACUUACAUGAUGUAUUCCACGUGUCGCAACUCCGUAAGUAUACGUCAAAUGCAGCUCAUGUGUUAGAUCCCAAGUCAGUUGAGAUGAAGAAGAACUUGACUUUUCAAGUAACAUCGGUGUGGAUUGACGACACUAGUGUAAAGAAGUUGCUUGGAAAGGAGGUUCUGUUGGUUAAACUAUCUUGGAGAAGAGCUGGAAUGCAAGAGCACAUUUGGGAAUUGGAGUCUGAGAUGCGGAAGGAUUAUCUCAAGUUAUUCUCAAGUAAUCACUAA
Arachis stenosperma is the source of this 675-nucleotide messenger RNA. RefSeq lists its product as uncharacterized. The transcript is spliced from 2 exons. The record is from RefSeq and is a predicted model, not a curated record. NCBI's taxonomy places the organism in Eukaryota, Viridiplantae, Streptophyta, Magnoliopsida, Fabales, Fabaceae. Gene Ontology annotation, molecular function: nucleic acid binding. The coding region runs from base 1 to 675 and encodes 224 amino acids.